CCCGGGCCGGACCCCGGGUCUGCAGCAGCAUGGCUAACGUGCGGGUGGCCGUGCGGGUGCGACCGCUCAGCCAAAGGGAGUGUGCGGAUGGGGGAAGAAUAAUUAUUGAAGUUGACGGCAAUGUGGCAAAAGUCAGGAAAUGGAAGGUGAACUGUGGGGCGAGAGCCUCCAGGGACUCAAAGGAAAAAAUCAUGGCAUUUGGCUUUGAUUACUGCUACUGGUCUGUGAACCCUGAGGACCCCCAUUAUGCAUCUCAGGAAAUGGUGUUUCAGGACCUGGGGACCGCAGUGUUGGCUGGGGCCGCCCAAGGCUACAACAUCUGCCUCUUCGCCUACGGACAGACAGGCUCGGGGAAGACCUACACCAUGAUGGGCACCCCUGCUUCGGUGGGGCUGACGCCACGGAUCUGCGAGGGCCUCUUCCUGAGGGGUAGCCAUUCCCUGGAGCAGCCCCCACCCUAUAGGAUCAGAGUGAGUUUCCUAGAAAUCUACAAUGAGCGAGUAAGAGACCUCCUGAAGCAGUCAGACCAGAAGAAGCCCUUCACCCUGCGUGUCAGGGAGCACCCAGAGGCGGGUCCUUAUGUCCAAGGAUUAUCUCAGCAUGUAGUGACCAACUAUGAGCAAGUUGUGAGACUCCUGGAAGAGGGAAUAGCAAACAGAAUCACGGCAGCCACUCAUGUCCACGAGGCCAGUAGCAGAUCUCACGCCAUCUUCACUAUACACUACACCCAGGCCCUCCCGGAGUGCAGCACUCCCUCCGAGAUUGCCAGCAAGAUCAGCCUCGUGGACCUGGCAGGCAGCGAGAGAGCCAAUCCCAGCUCCUGUAAACCUCAACUCACUGAGGGCUCCAGCAUCAACAGAUCUCUGAUGACUCUGGGUAUCGUGAUCUCCACACUCGCGCAGAACUCCCAGAGCUCAGCCAGGAUGGGGGAGCCCAGCAAGAGCACCACCUCCUCUCCGGGGGCCAGCCGAGUUAGGGGUUCGACCCGGAGGCAGCCAUACAUCCCCUAUCGGGACUCGGUGCUGACCUGGCUGCUGAGGGACAGCCUUGGGGGCAACUCCCAGACCAUCAUGGUGGCCACUGUGUCUCCUGCUCAUUCCUCUUACCGAGAGACCAUAAGCACCUUGAGAUACGCGUCCAGUGCCAAGAACAUCAUUAACCAGCCUCAGGUGAAUGAGGAUGCAAAUGUGAAACUGAUCAGAGAGCUGCGUAAGGAGAUCGACUGCCUGAAGACCAUGCUUUUGAGUUUGGAAAUGAAGAACUUCAGUCCCCUCUACAAUGGCAGGAACAGAAGCUUGGCUGCACUGGUUCUCCAGAAUGAGUUACAGAUAGGACAUCAGACCCAAGAGUGGGCUGAGAUGUGGAGCGCUUGGGACACCCUCCUGAAGCAGUACCAGGUGGAUGGGAUCAUGGAGAAGGCUGGGGAAGCCACGGACCCCAGCCUGCCUCACCUGCUAGCCUUGGAUAGUGACGUGCUCAGCCCAGGAGUUGUGCUCUAUCGCCUUAGGGAAGGGACCACAAGGAUCGGGCGGAUUGACUCGGACCAGGAACAGGAUAUUGUCUUGCAGGGUCAGUGGAUCGAGAGAAACCACUGCACCAUCCGCAGCGUCUGUGGUGAGGUUACACUGCAGCCUGCUCAGGGAGCCCGCUGUGCCGUCAAUGGCAAAGAAGUCAUUGACGCCUGCCGACUGUCACAAGGUGACAUUAUAAAACUGGGAAAAGCCCAAAAGUUCCGUUUCAAUCACCCAGCGGAAGCGGCCAUCCUGCGACAAAGGAGAUUGGUGGGAGAGAUUUCCCCUUGGAGUGGCAACGGCUUUCUGGACUGGCAAGACUUGGAUGGCAAGAUCACCUGGCCAGGGACCUCUGGGCUGCGAAAGGAAAGGAUAAAGUCAGAUGCUGAGCCUGGAGAGCCCCAGCCGAAGCUCCUGGAACAAGAAGUCGUACUCCGGGGACAGAUUCGGCAGCAACUCGUGGUGAAGGAUUUGAGACAACUGAGGCGAACCGGGCCGGGCCAAGUCGAACGGGAGGUGGAAUUGGACCAGACUCUCAUCAGCAAGCAGAUCAAGGAUAACCAGCAGUGGCUGAACAGAGAGCAGGCUUGGCUGACAGCCCUGCAGCUGCGAUGGCCCGAGGAUCCUGAGGCCCAGACUGAGCCAGGGGCCAGCAACGAGACAGAAAACCGGGUCAGGUGGGGGCCCCCAGCCCGUUCCUGCCCUGCAGCCCGGGACCGGAAGGGUCUGGUGCAGCUGCCAUUGCUGCGGGGGGACGCCCCGAGGUCAGCCGACCCCGGCGCCCGGUGCAGGAGAGUGAAAUCCCCGCCGGAGAAGACUGUCAGGAAGCAGAAGCGGCUGGAGGCCCAGAGGAGGCUGAAAUGGUUGGAUGCCCUGGGCUGGCUCAGGAAGAAGAAUGCCAGGCAAUUCCCCGAGCUGGACCCCAGCACGGGCGCCGUGAUCACUAGGCCUCGGAGGAGAAGCGUUUGCCCCAGGACUGGCUCCCAGCACCCCCGGGGGUCCUGCAGCUGGCCCCUGGCCCCCACUUUCAGGCGAGAAAGCUGCUCCUCCCCAGGCCCAGGCCACGGCCUCUCCUGGAUAUCCCGGUCAAAGAAACCCCCAUCUCACCUGCACACCAACUCCUUCCAGGAAAAUGAACUUUGCCCCCAAAAUCCGGGGUUGUUCACCCCGGAGCACAAGACUGCUGUCAGACGGGACUCACCCACCCAAGACGCCCACCUCAUCCUGAGCUCUGGGGUUACACUGGGCUCCCUCGGAGGGGCCCCGGGGCUGUGCCGAAUAGAUAAGGAUAAACGGUCUGGCCAGAUGGUGCCCCGAGACCUGCCCUCCGUAAGCCGUUCAGCAGAAGAGCUAAAGUCGAGGGCGGAGCCCAACAGUGUCAGCCCCGGCUCCCGAGCGGGCAGGGCCUCGGGAGCCCCUGGGCCUCUGGAACAGAGACGGCGGGGUGAAAGAGACCCCCAGAGAGAAGGGACCUUCCUGACCAGAAAGGCCCUAAGGGGCACAAGUGGUGGUUCUGCCUGCCCCUGGGAAGCCUGGCCCUCAUCCGAGUCCCUAGGCCAAGGAGCCAGCCCCUGGCCUGAGACAGCCAAGUCACUGUCGCUUCCAAACCUGGUGACUGUCAUGCAGCCAGAGAAUUCCAGCCCACCUCACGAGGCAACGCUCCACAGAUUUGCCUGGAGGCAGCCCAGUACAGAUUUAGAGCUCAGGGACUGGGGAGCGGACCCCUGGUUUGGAGAAGGUGGGGAUGGCAUCUCCUCUGACCCGGGCAGCUCCCUCUUGGGAGACUCCCUUUUGUGCACGCGAGCCCGGGUGGAGACACAGCAGUCAGAUCAGGAGGGCUCCUCUGAACAGCGGGUGUUCCCAGAGCUGGAGAAUUCAGAAACCGAGGACAGUCAGCUCUCCCAGGACUCGCUAGCCGACAAGGGGCUCGGGAAGCCCACCCUCUCGAGCGGUGAACAAGGUGGAGGCGGGGCUGAGGCCUCCCCGCCAGCCUCUCCCAACGCCUCGGAGAGGGAGUUGUCCCGAUUAGAGAGAAGUUUCUCCCUAGAUAGCUUGUCUGACGCAGAAGGGAUGACAGUGGAGGAGCUGCUGGAGAAACCUGGCUCUGAAUUCCCCGAGGAGGUCCCCGCAGAGAUCUUCUGGCACCGACAGAGACCCCAGCUGCCCGUGGUAUGCCAGGAGGAGAUGGCCAGCCCUAGGGCCUGGGCCAGAGAGACGAGAGCCAAGGGGGCUCUCGGCCUCCAGAUGAGCACUUCGUUUUACCUGGCCCCGUCGCCCCAGCCCCUCGGCCAGAAGCGUCAGAUAGAGAUGCCGGAGUUCUUCAGUCCCAUCGCAGGGGGAGUCGACACAGAUUCUUGGGGCUCCCGGGGCUCCCAGAGUAAUCUUGGUGGCCCCCAGGGAGCGGCAGGCUCAUUUCGGGCAAGUCACAGUGCCCAGGGAGCCCACCUGGAUGAGAGGGAGGGCCCCAGCGGCUGGCGGAAGCUGGGUGGACUAAAGAAAUGGCCUGGCUGCCGACAGCUCCCAGAAGCCCCCCAGCUGCCUCAGGGGAGAAGGGGAGAGGGGAAGGGACUUUCCCAGGCCACCUGGGGAGCCAAGGCAGCUGGAGAAGGGUCAAAACUGACCGUGAAAGCAGGAAAUACCCCCAGUAGACGGCUUGAUGGCCGCAAAUAUCCCUGCGGUCCUGCCGGGAUUCACCAGGCCACUGCUCCUGCUUCCUCGAUUUCUCCCAGCGGUGGCUGCUGGGAAAGAGUCUGGCCGGAUGCCCAGGCCGGGCGCCUUUUCAAUUUGUCCCCCUCUGCUCCUGGGGCCCUGGCAGAAAGCAGGCCAAACUUCUGCUGCCCCGAGAGACACCCCUCUGGUGCUUCUCCAGGUUUACCUGAAGCAACCGGCGACCCCAAUUUCCACAACAACUUCUUCCGUCUGUCCCCUGUAAGGCAGCUGAGAGCAGAGCACGAGCGAGAUGGGGUGGGCCCUGGACCCCGAGAUGAGGUUUCUGUUUUCUGGGGAGCGACGCAAGAGGCUGGCCUUCGAGACUACCCUCCGACGGCCUUGGAGGCAAGACAUCCUGACCCGGGGGAGCCGCCAGUGUGUCCAGCAGAAAAUGGGGUUCCAGAUUCCAUCCAAGAAGCCUUCGAUGUCAAGCAGGGCCUCUCGGGAGGAGGGGCUCAGCUCUGCAGGACAGCGGGGGUGACAGCUGCCUGCAGGGAGGGGGUCUUCCUGUGGGCCAAGGAAGGCUUCCAGCCAGCGGCCCGGGCUCGGCGAGGGGAGAAUUCUGCCGGAGAGUUGGUUCUUCUGUGCUCCGGCAGCUCCCUUGCCCAUCCAUUGGAGAAGAUGUAUUCCCGGCAGGUCUCGGCAGAAGAAAUAGACAGGGACGAGAGAGAAGUCUACGUGAAGGACCCUGAGCUCUCUCCUCAUCCUCCCUAUUGGAGUCAGCCUCUGCCUCCUUCGACGGCAUCCUCUGAAGCUGCGUGUCAAGACGCCCUGACCGAGUCGGCCUUAGAGCCGCAGGGCAGGACCGCGCCUGAAGUGGCCCGGGACUCAAACCGGGACUGUCCCUUUCUAACGGAAUUUGAUUGGAAGGGUGACCCAGCAGCAUUUUUACAAGCGGAAUGCUCUGAGGCUUCCUUGUCCUUGCCAGGUAGCCCAUCUAGCAGGGCUGUCCAACAGGGGCCAGGUGAAGCCUCAAAAAGCCACGGAAGGCCGGGGGAAUACAACCAUUCUGUGUCUUUUUCCAUGGCCCAGGAGAGGCCGUUUCCUCAGGACGCUAGCGAGGAAGUAGGUGACUUAAAUGACUCACCCGGCAAUGCGACUCAGAACUUCACCCACCCAGGACCUGGGCACCAAGGGGAACCAGCCGUCCAGGUCCUCUGGCCAUCCACUGCUUCCAAGUCGGGGAAGAUGAACUGUCCCCUAGCAGCCGCAGCCGGCGGUGGGCAGUGGCCACCCUUGAACAUAGCAGGUCGUGCACCUGAUGACCCAGUUCCACAGGCUGGAGCCCUUUCCGGGGAAACAUGGAAUUCUGGAUACAAUCUUGGCCUCAGCCUCCACAACACAAGCCCCGGUGAUGAGGGCCUGAAAGAUGGCAGGGUUCCUCUAGGGUCCAAUCCAGCCACCCGGGGCCAGAGUCAUCCGGUCCCGUCAGUCAGGGAGACCCCGUCCCCCCCGAGGGCGGGGUCCGAGGCGGUUCUGGGCUCAAAGGGCAACUCUGUGGAAUUUGUGUUCCCAGCAGAGGUUACCACACCUGAGGAACCUGACCUGGGGAAAGAGUGGGAGAGUAGAAAAGGUAGAGAAGGAGAAAACGUCCCCAGAAAGAGCCUGCUCACCUCUCUGAGCGAAAGAAUAAAUGAUGACGAAAUGGCAAAACUGAGGAGCAGCUUGCCGCAGCUGGAGAAUGACAUUUGGGAAAUCAGAUCCAUCCAGAGAGGGCCGCGUUUGGCUGCUCCGCCUCCAGGUGGUCCGGCAGAGGCUGGGGGUGGGGCUAGGGCAGAUCUGGGAAUGAUUCAUCUCUUUCUGAAUCCAGAAGACUUCAGGAGUGACCUGGCCCACGGAGAUCAGUCCGUCUUUGCCAAGAAGGUUCAGGGGGAGGGUGGCCCACGAAGCGGCAAGGCAGCCACGGCUGCCGAGGAGACCGACAGCUGCAGCCAACGAGAUCAGUCCAAGACCAGCAGCUGCAGAGAUCAGUCGGGGACCAACAACUGCAGCCGGGAAGAGCCAGAUCUCGGCAGCUGUAGCCCCAGAGAUGAGCCGGAGAAGGACGGCGGCAGCCACGGAGAUCAGCCCGAGACUGAAAUCUGCAGCCAGGAAGAGCCAGAGACACACACCAGUAACCACAGAGAUGAACAGGAGAACGACGGCUGCGGACACGGAGAUCGGCAGACCCAGAAAUCACCCCAACCUGCUCCCAACCCAGGUGACUGCCCAGAACAGAAUCAAUUUGAGAGUGAGCACAUCCACCCAGCAGAGUCCCCUGUGGUCACUCAAGAUGGUCUGGGAUCCGGGGGAACCGGUGAAAGGCCCCGGUUCUCCCAGAGGGCUUCCCAAAACCCAGUGACCCCAGGAGGGUGGGACUCCAGGCCGACAGCGACUCGGUUUGCCGAGAUCUUGGAGGCAGGAGACCCCUUGGAGAUGGAGGGCAAAAUGGGAUUUCGGGGAAGUUCAUUUCCUGGAAAGGUAAUUAACUCUGAAGGAGCCUUAGGUGUGCUGAGGGCACAAGGCGGCCGAGAUGAAGAGUGGGACCCUCUGAAGAGAGUGAGAUCGCAGGAGGAAGAUAAAGGUGCUCCUUGGUCCCGAGAGCCUCCGAGUCCAGGCCGGGCCAGGGCGCGGGGCCAACCAAAGUAUCAGGACUCAGCAAGGCCGCUGCAGGCCCAGAAAGGGAGCGUUGGCCACCCUAGACGUGGAGACUCAGAGAGCACUUUGUCCCUGGACUCCCCAGAAGUAAGUUCCCCCGAAACACCCGGACCCUCGGGUGCCGCGGCCCGUGACCCAGAUCUGGACUCAGACGGUGACAGCCCUUCAGAGGCUGGAGCAGUGGCCGGCGUGGAACGUAGGGAAAGAGGAGAGGGAAGGCCCGAAAGUCAGAACCCCCCGGGGCCUCCCGCGAGGGGCUCCGCAGAAGACCAUCAGGCAGUGGAGGGGUCUACCAGGCUGCCCUCGGGUACUGCAGCUUGGGGGCAGGCCGAGACGAGCCUCCUGCUGGGAGAGAACAAGGAAACGAGAAACUUCUCUUGCCGUGACUACGGGGGCGGUCGGGAGGCAGCAGAGCGGAACUGGGAUCCAUCAGGUGGAAUCGUGUGUGAGGCUGAUAGCGAAGCAGUUGUCGGAAACACAGAAAGAAGAAAUCCUGUCGGCGGGCCGCCGGGGACCGAAGCCCUCCCAGCCCCGGAGCUCAAGCCCCUCUCAUUCCGGGGAGGCGCAAAGGAGGAGCGGCGGGAAGCCGCAGCACUCUCCGCGAACGAGCUGCCUGAGGCUUCCCCUGAGCCCCUGGGGCUGGCCCAGGCGAGCUCAAGGAAGUCCCAAGCAGGCGCCGGGCUCUACGAGGCCCUGGGGAAUCACUCUGAGGAACACCUGGCCCAGGGCAUCACUAGGCCUCACUCUGAAACUGAGUCGGGGGAUGCGGCGGGGUCCCGGGGCCCACUCGUCCGCUAUAGGCAAAACGGGGUCCAGGCAGAUAUUCUUCGGGGACAGAGUGAGCCACCGAAGCCAUCUGAGCAUCCCAGAGCUACAGCAGACCCCGUCCGAGACCCGUCUGGGCCCAGGUGGCGGCUUCACGUAAUCCAGGGAGGGACCAGAGGCUCCCCGCUGGAGUCCGAGGCUCCACCUAACCGAGCUGCCCGGAGCACCUCUCCUGCUUCCUCCAACCCUGGCGGGCGGACAGUGCCAGGCUGGGGUUGGGGAGGCCCGGAUGGAGACCUCAAGACUGAGGAGAAGCUAAAAGGAUAUCUUGACCCAUCCGGACCGGGACCCUUGCACGAUCCUCCAGCUUCAGAGAAGGAACUGGCAUCCUCGGCUUCCAGGGAGGGCGGGAGAGGGCAACCGCUGUCCGGACGCCGGUCCCUGGAUCUUUCCUCCAGCCCCGUUGAGGUCCAGCGGGGACUGAGCCAGGCCAAGGGAGGGACCGCUGCUGCCGUUGUGGAACCCCAGUGGGAGGGCAGCGGGCUCAGAGGUCAGAGGGCCGGAGUUGCCGGACCGGGCCAGAGCCGGGGCCCAGUGGGGUCUGCUCGUCUUGGAGGUCCCCUACGGACAGCGACCUCACUGCCUGUCCCUGAUGCUGCCUCGGCCCACCAUCCCACCGCCGGAAGCCCAGUCCCUCAGGUGGCCAAGGUGAUCUGUCUGGGAGAAACCCAGCCCCGUGAGUGCGGGCCGGCUGCCUCCUCCCACCAGGCCGCUGCAGCCCCGGCGGGGUCCGGCCCAAGCGGAGCCCUCAGUGCAAGGGGUGCUUUCUGGACAGACACGACGUUGGACUCGGAAGGAAACGUUCGGUCCGGGCAGACGGAGGCCUGUGGGAAAUGGUCUCCGCCCUUUCCCAGCCCAGCAAGGGACAGUAUCUGCCCUGGAGGCACAGAGGAAGGUCCAGAGCACAGGAAGUUUCAGGAUCAGGGAGGCUGCAGAGCCCUGAGCCUGCUUGAAGCCGAGGAGGAAACUUGCGCCGCCAGGCAAUUAUCUAGAACUCGGACUGAACCUUUACGGUCUCCUUUGGCAGUCGGGAACCAGCACGUAGAACCUCCAGUGGACGUCCCAGAAGCAGACUCCCCACUGCCUGAGGCCCGAGGGACCCCGGGAGGCCCGAUCCCGCCUGUGGCGUGCUUCCCGGCCACGCAGAUGGGAUUGCUAUCGGAGGGCAGCGAAGCGAGGGAACUUCCCACUGCCCUUUCUCACGGCCUUGAGAGAGGCAACACCCUGAGAGCGGCACCCGGCUCACACCCUCUGCAGAGAACCAGCCCCGGGAGCAGAAGAGACUCCGAUAAAGGGGACAGGUACCCCGGCAACUCCCCUCCAGUGGUCAGCCCUGGCCUGUGGGAGCCAGGGAAACUCACCAGUUGCCGUUCUGCUGAGCUUCCUGGGGAAGCAGUGCAUCCAACCAUCCCCCAGGGACGGGACCCCGGAGACACCGCUAGCAGUAAGGAAAAGGAAUCGUCGCUGCCCCCCUCAGAAGCGGCCAGUCCCAGGACAGGUGCUGGAGAGCAGGAGCCCCGAGCGGCUUCUCCCCAUAUCUAUUCCGGAAGCGGCUACCGUCCCCCAGUCCAUGGAGCCAAACGUCUCCCUAGUUCGGAGGCUGCCCCCUGGGAGGGCCCCAGCACCUCGACUCCAGGAGCCCGAGCAAGAGGGGACUCCCCGGACAGCAACCGUCGUCGGGUCGGAAGCCCCUGGAAGCAGGAGCAGAAACCGAACCAGCUCCCCCGGCCCCGCGGGAGGCGAAAUCCCCCUCAGGCUGGGUCGGCCGGAGGGGCCCGCCACUCCAGGGCCAGAGGUGCCGUGAGGUCCAAGAGGAAAAGGCUGAAGCUUGUAUCGAACAGGAACAACCCCUCACCCUUGGGAUUCCGGUCUGCAGGCAGUCGCCGGAUUCCCCACCGGGCCCCCGUUGUCCUGCUCCAGGCCGUGGACGGGCCGGGAGGCCUCGGGGGACAGGAGGAGCAGGGGGCUCGUGCCCCCCCAGGUCACUCCAGCCCUCAGCCCGGGCUAGGGGUCUCGAGCAAGCCUGGACUCUCCCCACCGGCCUCCUCCGGGUCCCUCCGGGACCUCAGCAUGAGCGUGGAGCCUCCUUCCCCAUCAGCCACCGACACCUGGGGGCAUGAGGCGUUCUGGGCGGUAGGACCCGGCGACUCUUCCCCGGCAGCCUCCGCAGACAGCACCCUACAGGAAACAAGGGAGGCCUGGGGUGCCGCUGACUGCGGCCAGACCCCCAGUCGCCACGGCCCGGAGCCUGCCUCAGUCCCCUCCUCUUCGUCCCGGGCAAGCCCAGCAGAGCCCACCCCCGACGGAGGAGCAGGAAGGGCCCCGGACGGUCCCGGACCGGGCAAGCCGGCACCGGCCUGCUGCGAGGGAGGGGUUGCGGCCCAUUCUGGGGAAGAGAGGGACCUGCCGCGCUUCCGCGGGAGUGACGUUACCCCUUACCUGUGCUGCCGGCAGCUGGGUGGGGCCGGGAGUGGGUUUGGAAGUGUCGGGGUUAUCAGUGGAGCCCAGGUGCCCGGUGGUCUGGAGCCCCGGCGGUUGACCCGGUGUUCCAGUUUGGGCAGCGUUGCGACCUCACAGAGCUCCCCGUUCCACUCGCACCUGAACACCUACGCCGGUGCCUGGGGGCUCUCCAGGACCCCCGGCAGCUCCGAGGGCCUGCAGAGUGAAGGGGAGGCCACGAGCGGCCCCAACGAUCCUUCCGGAGAAGCAGCCGAGGCGGCCGCCAGGGCUUCAGCCGAAGAGCCUGACCCUGAGCGGAUGCAGGUGGCCGUGCGGCUCUGCGUCGCGAAGAUGUCUUCGGGGAGGGCCAGGACGGCCACCUGCGAGCGGAGUACUCAAACGCUGCCUCUCCCGGGACGGAAUCGGGGACGACCCAGACGCUGCUGGAACGGCCCCGCCGAGCCCGCCCAGAGGCCAGGGGCAGGUCCUGUGUCCUCCCGUGACCAGGCUGCAGUGUGCAUAGGUACGCAGGCGUUUCCCCCGUACCUCUCCCACGCCUCGCGCGCCAACUCUGCACCGCUGGGGAACCUCUCCCGGCAGAUCCAGGCAGAGGGGAGCCCGAGUGGAAAGUGGGUGGGCUGGGGCAAAUCUGCCGUGGACUCCAGCCCCCCAGACGGGAGAAGUGGCUGGGGGAGACUGGGCUCGGAGACUGGACCCCACUCUCCAGGGCCACCGAACACCACUUUGAGCCUGCCCGAGGAUCCGGGCCACCGGAUGAAGAGCGAGCAGAGCCUCCCUACCCGAGACCCGAGACCCGAGAAUCGCUCCCCGGGAUGGAGCUCGCCCAGUUGCAGCCCCCUAGUUUCUUGGGCUACUGGCUCAGAGCCCGGCUCUCAAAUUCACGGGCUUUGGGGUUCAGCGGCCAGCACUGUAGCUAGCCAUUCGGGCUCCUGCGGCCCUCUGCCUCCGGGUCUCUCACCUCGGGGGCAGGGAUCCGGGCCCCGGCGCGCUUGCAGAGGAAGUUCCCUGGUGGACAGGGCCUCAUCCCCGAUCCUGACCCUGCGGGCCACUCGUCCUUAUCCUUGGCUGCCUGAGGCCCUGGCCAACUCUGCUGGAGAUCCUCAGGAGCCGGGGACCAACCCUCACCGAGCCCGGGAACGUGGAGGGGACAGUUCUGCCCGGAAGGACCCGACCGGAGAACGGGCGAACCGGAGUGGAGCUGGGGUCCGGACCUGCCAAGAGAAACAGAGCCUGCGGCCCUCGGACUGCCCCGGUCCAGCCAAGAUCCCACUCUCAGCUCGGCUGGGCCGGCCCCAGGUCCCUUUGGAGCGGCACGGUCGGGGCCGGCCGUUCUACGGCCCCCCGGCGCGUACCCUCUCAGAGGGCCCCUGUCGUCCAUUGCCCCUGGAGGGUCAGAGUGGAGUCGUGAGGAGGAGCGCCAGUUGCUUUCUGCUUCCCGUGACCUCAGAGGGCCCUGGGACCUGCUCGGCCCUGGCGGCCAGCAGGGAGGAAGCCCCACGGUGGUCGAGCCAGCCAGCCAUUGGGGAUGAGGCCCCGGUGUCCCCUCCCCUUCCAGGCAGCCACUGCUCCUGGAGGCCUCCUGCCUCCUCCUCCUCCGGAACGGGGGAAGGAGCCCCCGGCUUGGGUCCGGCCAGUGAUGGCGGCCCAGAGAGGACAUCAGGACGGGGCCUUGGGCCACAGUGCUCCAGCUUGAAGGACCUUCCCGUCCACGACAAAUUCAGUGAUUGGUCGGGGGUCCGCAGCAGCUCCCCCAGGGGCGGAGCUGGGGGACCCCUGGAGGGCCCGGAAGCUUCCCUGGGAGAACCUGAGAGCCGGAGCCAGGAGACCCCCCGGCCACAGAGGCAGCUGGCCCGGGUUGGGGCGGGCAUCCAGCCGGCCGUGAGCCCCCUGCUGCCGGCUCUCAGCGUGGAGCUCGCCGAAGCCAAGCUGCACUACGGGCUCGGGGCGACGGACGCGCUGCUGCAGGUUCUGCAGAGCGGCAUGGGGGAAGCCCUGGCCCCCGCCAGUCCAACCCCACUGGCCCGGGAGGAGCUGUACGGACGGCACGCGAAGGCUAUCGAGGCCCUGCGGAGGGAGCGGGCCGAGCGAUUUCGGCGGCCCAGAGCCCAGAGCCUCAGCCCCCAGAAGGACCUGAGCCUUCAGCCGGCCCAGGGGAUGGUCCGAGACGCCGAGCUACCCAGCCAACGGCGGGAUUACUUGCAGCAACUGAGAAAGGACGUGGUGGCCACCACCAGGUUCCAGGAGACCCAGCCAAGCUCUGCUCCCUGCCCAUCUGAGGUGGAGCUGCUGCUGCUGCUGGACCACCGGCGGGCCUGGCGGGAGACCGAGGUGGAAAUUGCCCGGGCCCGGGCCGAGCGGGAGAAGAGGCGUCUCCGCCGGCAGAUGGUCUCACAGCUGCGGAGGGAGGAGACAAAGCUGCGUGCCCUGGUCAGCUCCAGCUCCCUGGCUACCGGCUCCGGCCCCACCCUCCCUUCCAGCCCGACCUCCGGCUACCACAGCGGCAGCGUGGCCUGGUCCGGCCCUUGUCCCCCACCAGAAAGCCAGGGGGAUCCGGACCCGCUGAGCUCCGAUUCCGCAAGGGACCGCCCCGAGGGGAGGCGGAACGACCACCGUGGGGCUACGCCUUCCGGGGCGCCCCUGGCCUCGGAGCCAGGGAGCCCAAGUCGCAGCCCUGACCCGGGCUGCCGGAGUUCCCGCCCUGGACGGUCCAGCCCCGGUCCCCUCUACCAGGACCUGACCCAGCACAUCCUGGCCAGUGUGACGGCAGAGGUGAUGGAGGCCUGCUCAAACCACCUCCCCAACCUCUUCCGGGGCCGGGUCGCCGCAGGCUGGAAAUAUCAGUGUGAGGAGCAGGAGGUGCUGGUUUACUACAAGGCGUUCCCUUCCUCCACCCGGCACAGCUUCUUGGGGGCCGGGGUGGUGCCCCUCCCCCUGCCGUGCGUGUGGGCAGCCGUGAGAGACCCCACCCUGCGGCCCCUCUACGACAAGGCCGUCCGGAUCGCCCAGCUCCACCGCAGAGUGACCGGCUCCAUCCAGUUGGGUGAGCCCGGGGUCGAGGGGGGCGGGAGUCCGGACAGCGUAGGCCCGCCGGAAACCGCGCGGCAGUGGCCAGUGUACCUGGUGAGCAGCACCUCCCCGUGCUUCUCGAAGCAGCCCCGGGACUUCUGCUGUGUCAGUGUGGAGGCCAGAGAGGGCUCCCUGGCGGUGUCGGCAGCGCGGUCAGUCUCCGACCCCUCGAUGCCUCGGCCCCGCCGAGGCCUGGUGCGGGGAGAGAUUCUACCCAGCGCUUGGCUCCUGCAGCCCGAUACCGUGGACGGAAGGGACGUCACCAGGGUCAUCCACUUGACCCAGGUGGAGCUGGGGGGCCCGGGCCUUCCCGCCCGGCCGCGGAGCUCCUUCGUCAAAUGCCAGCCGCUCGCGAUAGCCGGUCUGGCUGCCUUUCUCCUAGGCUAGGACCCAGCCCCGAUGGCACGAGCCAGAACCCAAAGCAGCUCUGCCGGAGCCGGCUGGGACCCGAUACGGUGGGGGGCAGAGGGGGCAGAAGCCGAUGAACUCGCUGCCCUCGUCGCCUCCUUGUCCUGCCCCUCUUGCCGGGCAGGGGAGCCUGAGUGGGUGCAGAGCACCCUCAGAGGAGGCUGGGGCCUGGGUUGGGGUAGAGAGGACUGAGUGAGCAUCUCCCGUUGGCUCCCGACCCGCCGGAGGGAUAGAAAGGGUGGCCGUGAGCGGAGGGAGCUGCUGGGAGGUUGGGUGGGAACGACUUCUUCUCUUCCCCGGAGAAGCUGGGUGCUUCCCAAGCUGUUUCGAGAGACUCGGCCAGACAUCCGGAUGCUCCGCUAGGAGUUGGGGCUCCGUCCCGGAGCCACGGUGUGGAAAGCCUGGAGGCCUGAAUGGUUGGGAUGGGGGGCCGGGCGGGGAUCGGGAAGGUCCCCGCAUCCUUGGCUGGGGGCCAGGAUCGAGGCGCUGGCUUUCCGACUUGGUACGGCAUUAGCCCAGGCCGAUUCUAGCCACACUUCACGGCAGCCCCACAGUUCCGGGCCCCUCCUAGCCCGAUCCCCGCUUUUCCCACUCUAACACCUGGAUCAGAAGCCCCUCUUUCCCAGCAGGGAACCAAGCUGCUGCCUGAGGUUGGGAACCAGGAGCGGGGACUCGGGGCAUCCAACUGCCCGGGCUUAUUUCCCACUGCGACCUCAGCCCUCUUCCCAGGUCACGGAGGGGAAGCGAGAAGACCUUGCCGAUAGCCGAGGGCUCCAGGCCUAUUUAGUACUGGACAGGAAGUCCAAAAUGUGAUUUUUCUACAAGUUUUUGCAGUUUCGGGUGCCUGGUUAUUAUUUAUUACCGAUCGAAGGAAGGAGUUUAAAAAACAAAUCUUCUUUUAGACUAUUUUUGGAUACAUUUGUAAUAAAAAAGACACGCAGUCCCAGCUGGCGGUAAAA
Molecule: messenger RNA, 14575 nt
Organism: Ornithorhynchus anatinus (platypus)
Lineage: Eukaryota; Metazoa; Chordata; Mammalia; Monotremata; Ornithorhynchidae
Gene: STARD9
Product: StAR related lipid transfer domain containing 9
Exons: 33
Coding region: 30-13595 (4521 amino acids)
Biological process (GO): microtubule-based movement
Molecular function (GO): ATP binding; lipid binding; microtubule motor activity
Source: RefSeq, a predicted model, not a curated record